GAACCCUCGAUUCCACGUAACCGACUACCCUUUUCCCGCUUUAUGCAUCCGAAUAAACAAUAACCAACCCAAUAAGCAACCUCCACCAAUAAAACCCUUCCACGUGUCCUCUCACCCACGGUUUAAACAUCCAACGCUCUUCACGUCACCGGCGAAGUUCCGAUUAAUCGAGUUAUGGAUCACCGAUUCCUUCUUCUCUUCGUGAUUUCUCUACUCACAGUUUCCUCUUUCGUCUCCGGCGACGGUGAAGGUGAUUUAGCCGGUUUCGGAGAUGACGUCAUCAUCCGUCAAGUGACCGACGACGAAGAUCAGCCGUUGAGUUCACCGGAGAACCGUAACCGCUUCGGCGCAUUCAAGAGAAAGUUCGGCAAAUCGUACACGUCAGAAGCGGAGCAUGAUUACAGAUAUUCCGUAUUCAAGGCUAACAUGCGCCUUGCAAAGCGUCACCAGAAGCUAGAUCCAACGGCCGUCCAUGGCGUCACUCAGUUCUCCGAUAUGACGUCAUCAGAGUUCCGGAAGCAUCUCGGAUUGAGAUCUCGUCUCUGGUUUCCGGACGAUGCCGGAAAAGCUCCGAUUCUUCCGACGACUGAUCUGCCGGAGGAUUUUGAUUGGAGAGAUCAUGGUGCUGUUACUGAAGUCAAGGAUCAGGGUUCGUGUGGGUCAUGCUGGUCGUUUAGUACGACUGGGGCGUUAGAAGGUGCAAAUUUCAUUGCUACAGGGAAGCUUCAAAGCCUUAGUGAACAGCAACUUGUUGAUUGUGAUCAUGAGUGUGAUCCAGAAGAACCAGAAUCAUGUGAUUCCGGGUGCAAUGGAGGACUAAUGAACAGUGCAUUCGAGUACACUCUCAAAGCCGGUGGGCUUAUGAGGGAAGAAGACUAUCCAUACACAGGAACCGACGGUGGGAGCUGCAAGUUUGAUAAAAAUAAGGUUGUAGCAUCCGUCCGUAAUUUCAGCGUCGUGUCCCUUGACGAAGAUCAGAUUGCCGCUAAUCUCGUCAAACAUGGUCCUCUUGCUGUGGCUAUUAAUGCGGUUUACAUGCAAACCUAUGUUGGGGGAGUAUCGUGUCCUUACGUAUGCUCAAAGAGGUUAGACCAUGGCGUGUUAAUGGUCGGGUAUGGUUCGGGUGGACAUUCACCGAUUAGAAUGAAGGACAAACCAUAUUGGAUCAUCAAGAAUUCGUGGGGUCCAAAAUGGGGAGAAAACGGAUAUUACAAGAUAUGCAAGGGCCAUAAUGUAUGCGGUGUUGAUUCGAUGGUCUCUACUGUUGUUGCCGUUGACCGCAGUUGACCAACAUCGGUACUGUAGUUGCAGUUGACCGAUACUUAUACCGUUGUUGGUUCUAUAGUUUACAAUUAUAUAUUAAGUGCUUAUCACACCUUAUUGUUGUUGCAAACAUAUAUAUAAACAGUUUGUUUCUUAUUCUCCACAACAACAAAAGGGAAUGACUAUAAUACAAGGCUUUAAA
Messenger RNA from Helianthus annuus (common sunflower), 1465 nucleotides. RefSeq names its product cysteine protease RD19A. The transcript is spliced from 4 exons. The coding region runs from base 175 to 1287 and encodes 370 amino acids. Gene Ontology annotation, molecular function: cysteine-type endopeptidase activity. NCBI's taxonomy places the organism in Eukaryota, Viridiplantae, Streptophyta, Magnoliopsida, Asterales, Asteraceae. Gene Ontology annotation, cellular component: lysosome. The record is from RefSeq and is a predicted model, not a curated record.